AUGGCCACAAAUCUUACAGCGCCAGAUAGCCACAAAGGGUCCCGAGUUGCAGUCGGAGCAUCGCCAGGUCAGGAUGUUGCCGUUGGUAGCCUGGACAAUGGCAAAGACGUGACCGGAACAUUGGUUGGCCAUGAUAGCGGUGAAAGAGGUGAAAGAGGUGAAGUGGUCACGAAAUCAACCUGUAGUUCGGUCAGUUAG
Molecule: messenger RNA, 198 nt
Organism: Penicillium nucicola
Lineage: Eukaryota; Fungi; Ascomycota; Eurotiomycetes; Eurotiales; Aspergillaceae
Exons: 1
Coding region: 1-198 (65 amino acids)
Source: RefSeq, a predicted model, not a curated record